AUGGCCGUUUCCGAACCAAAGGCCAAACGGCCAUGUCCAGUUCAUACAAAGGGGUUUCUUGACGAUGAGGAUGAGGACCGCCUUGCUAAGAAGCUAUUUGGCGACAGUCACGAAAGAGUGGAAGAAUCGUCUUCUGAUGACGAGGAGGAAACGGCUGUCGAAAAUACGGAAACUCACGCGAGUUCAACAUCAGUCUGGCACGACGAUGACGAUGCUGAUGAGGAGGUACAAAUUCCUAGUGGAAAAACAGCAGUGUAUCUCAAGCGCAGUGACGACAGUGGUGGAUGUGUCGCAGCAGAUGAGUACCAGAACCGUCUCCGGAAAGCUUUUCAACGUCAACAGCACGCCACGUUGAAGUGGGCAAAGUUAGAGCCAAAAAAGACGGCAGUACAAAGUAAGGGCGAUGACUCGGAUACUGAAGUUGAAGCAGUACUCGAUGAGAUGACACAGUCUUCUGUCCGAUAUGUGGACAAGGACCCCUUUCUAGUCAAAGACAUAGUGUCUACAUUCCGCUGGCCGGAUAUCACCGUUGGAUAUCAUGAUUCGGUUGGCGAUAGGUCAGAAGCAGGAAAUUUCCUCCAAAAUGCGAGAUUUGCUAAUUUCCCAAUCACAAGUAUGAGUUUACUGCAAGGAGGAUGUUCAUUAGUGUGUGGAUCAACGCGACAGGAGUAUCUAAUGAAGUAUGAUCUCGAACAAGGAGCUGUAAUGCAGCUUAGGCUACCAAAAUGUGUUCCUCAUCAGAAUGUCGGUCGUUUUGCUACCUCCAAAGACGGAUCUCUAUUAGCGAUGAUAGCUCGUAAUGCACAGGUCUAUGUGCUGUCUUCGUCGUCUAUGGAAUUGGUUAAAACUUUAUCGGCACCUACGGACGUGACAUCGGUACAAUUCCUUCCUGGAUCCAAUCGUGAAAUAUGGGCUAUGACAGAACGCGGCGAGGUCAUUAUUUGGAACCUGAAUGGAUCUCAACAUCUGUUCCGAGACGAGGGUGCAGUACGUGGCACGAAGAUUCGGUUAAGUGGUGACGGAAAUAAGGUAGCCUGUGGGUCGAGUACUGGUAUUGUGAAUGUAUACGACGCAGCUGAUGUCCGAAAUAGUACUGACUAUUUGCGUAAUCCGUGCAUUGCUUUGAUUCAUUGCUUUCAAUCAUGA
Molecule: messenger RNA, 1146 nt
Organism: Cooperia oncophora
Lineage: Eukaryota; Metazoa; Nematoda; Chromadorea; Rhabditida; Trichostrongylidae
Source: the annotation of a GenBank genome assembly